Molecule: messenger RNA, 1965 nt
Organism: Rotaria sp. Silwood2
Lineage: Eukaryota; Metazoa; Rotifera; Eurotatoria; Philodinida; Philodinidae
Source: the annotation of a GenBank genome assembly
AUGUCUAUUUCAACAGCUAAAGAAUUUUUUGACAAACAAGAAGUGGAAGAUUUGGUGAAGAAAAACGAUGCACGGUUGUCCUUCGCGAAACCUCCUUGUGGAAAAAGUUCAUAUUGGGACAAAUAUCAAGAAGUCUUGAUUAACAAUGUUCGUCAAAGAUACGCUAUUUGUAAUGACUGUCGUUCGAUUUUGACAUGGAUACCAUCGAAUGGCACCGGCGUUAUGAAAAAGCAUUCAGUUGGAUGUUCCAAAGCAAAAGAACUUCCACCAGAAACUCAACCACGGAUCACUUCAUCAUUUAAACAAGACUCUCAAGUGACACCUAAUCAACUUCGUUCUUUUAAAACCAAAAUUCUUCGUGGUGCUGCUGAAAUGUGUGUAUUAGAUUCACGACCAUUCAAUAUUUUUUAUGGUAAUGGCUUCGAAGAAUUUAUUAAACAAAUAUUCGAUGCUGGUAAAUAUUUUGGUAAGAUGAUUGACGUAAAACAACUAUUACCACACAGAACAACAAUUAGUCGGCAUGUCGAUAGGUUAUAUUCAUUAUAUCACCAACAAUUACGUGAUUUAUGUAAAACAAUAACAUCAUUCUCAACAACAAUCGAUUUUUGGACGGAAGAUUUUAGUGGCAUUAGCUUUGCUGGUGUUGCCUUACAUUUUUAUGAAGACAAUAAAGGUUUGGUUUCUUUGACUUUAUGCUGUAGAGCAUAUGAUCUAAUAGACGGUACUGCCUCGAAUGUUCGAUUAUUUGUUGAUCAAAUAUUAUCUGAAUUUAAUUUAAAACUAACAGAAAAUCAAUUCGUUGUCAGUGAUAAUGAACCGAAAAUGCGAUGUUCAUUCAAAGAAAACACAACAAGAGUUGGCUGUUCUUGUCACUAUUUGAAUAAAAUCUUGGAAAAGUCCUUUAUUCAUAUUGAUUCAAAUUGCAACGAGAUUCAUCAUUUAUUUAAUACAAUUCGACCAAUUGUUACACAUUUUACAAGAUCACACAAACAAGCAAAUUUAACUCGACGAUUACAACUUUACUGUAAAGUUCGUUGGCACAGUAUCUAUUCGAUGUUUUUCGCAUUCAAUGAAAAUUUUCCUGAUUUGCGUUCAUUAUUAGAUCAUAAUCAUCAGCAAUCAUUUGAUACAAUUGAUCAAGAUUUAUUACGUCAAUUAUUACCAUUUUUAAAACUUAUUGUUGAUAUAACCGAAAGAUUAAGUAAUGAACAGCAACCAAUAUUACAUUUAGUUAUUCCAUGUCGUCAAAAACUACUACAAGUAGCUAACAGUUCAUCAUCAAAUAAACAUUCAGGUCUAGUUGAACAUAAAAAUUAUUUCAUCGAACAUUUAGAAAACGAUUGGCCUAUCCAAGAUGAACAUUUUAUAGCAACAGUUUUACAUCCUCAAUUCAAACAAUUAGAUUUUUUUACUAAAAGAAUGCGACGACAUGCUCAUGAUUUAAUUAAAUCUAAACUUCGAAAUGAUUCGACAAUGUCUUCACCAUCAUCAACAAUCAUACCAUCCUCCAAAACAGAUUGUUCUAAUAAGAAUGGUUUACUAUCAUCAUUAUACGAUAAACCAAAAGAUGCAAAUAAAAGCAAAGGUGAAUUUGAAAUCUAUUUAGAUUCAGAUUUACGAUUAGAUGAAAAUGCUGAUCUAUUAAAAUUUUGGAUGCAACAACGUGAAAAUGUUCCGCAAUUAUUCCAAUUAGCAAAACAAAUUUUAAUUAUACCCGCAUCAAAAACUUGUGUCGAACUUUAUCUAAGAUCUCUUCAUGAAACAAAUGAAAAAGAAUUAUCAGAUGAUGCAUCUCAUCCAUUAUUUAAUUCAAAUAAACGUGUAUUAUCAUCUGAUUUAUCUUCAUCAUCUUUAGAAACAAAAAGAAGAAGAUUGUACACAGAUGAUGAAUCAUUGUCCAAUGAACAAUAUGAACAAAUACAUUCAGAUGAUGAUAAUGACAAUGACGAUGACGAUAUUUUUUGA